This is a messenger RNA of Misgurnus anguillicaudatus (oriental weatherfish), 3536 nucleotides long. Its product is annotated as phospholipid phosphatase 2. NCBI's taxonomy places the organism in Eukaryota, Metazoa, Chordata, Actinopteri, Cypriniformes, Cobitidae. The record is from RefSeq and is a predicted model, not a curated record. Gene Ontology annotation, cellular component: plasma membrane. Gene Ontology annotation, molecular function: phosphatidate phosphatase activity. Gene Ontology annotation, biological process: phospholipid dephosphorylation; phospholipid metabolic process; signal transduction.
AGAAAGAGGUGACGUCACAUGUGGGGAAUACAUCUCGGCGUGCGCGAGUCAAUUCAGUUCUGCUGUUUGUGCUUCACGGGGCACUCUUCUCCUCAUUAUUCACGCAACUGGUUUACUCGCGGGAAGUUUAUUUAGUCAGGGGUCCGUGGCGCGAAAUGUUCGCUUCUCAGCGCGCGUAAUAACCAGCGCGUAAACGCGCACCUUUAGCACAGGUAACAGAGAACUUCCGGAAGAACGAGCAGAUCGGGUUACCGCGCGAGCCCAGAUUUUAUACGAGCCACUGCGACUUUAAAUCAGAAUCGUGAAAAGAAAAACAGCACAGCCAUGUCGGAACUGAAGAAGAAUAAGUUAUUUAUGGUGCUGAUGGAUGUUAUAUGCGUGUUUGUGGUGGCAAUGCCGUUCAUCAUAAUGACCAUCAUGUACAGCCCAUACCAGCGUGGAGUUUACUGCAAUGAUGAGACCAUCCGUUACCCCUACAGAAAAGACACAAUUUCGCACAAACUGAUGGCUGCCAUAACCAUUCCCUGCUCCAUUAUUAUUAUCGCUUCAGGAGAGGCAUACCUGGUGUACACCAAACGUCUAUACUCCAAUUCAGGCUUUAACCAGUACGCUGCAGCCCUCUACAAAGUCGUGGGGACAUUUCUGUUCGGCGCCUGUGUAAGCCAGUCUCUGACCGACAUGGCCAAGUAUACCAUCGGUCGCCUGCGGCCCAACUUUAUAGCCGUGUGCGCUCCAGAGGUCUGCAAUGGCUACAUGUUGGAGUUAAACUGCACGGGAAACCCGAGGAACGUGACAGAAUCCAGGCUGUCGUUCUACUCGGGUCACUCCUCUUUCGGGAUGUACUGCAUGUUGUUUCUGGCGCUUUACGUCCAUGCACGUAUGGCAUCCAAAUGGGCUCGCCUGGUGCGACCCACAAUUCAGUUCUUCCUGGUGGCCUUUGCUAUUUAUGUUGGCUACACGCGUGUGUCUGACUACAAACACCACUGGAGUGACGUGGUCGUGGGUCUUCUGCAGGGGGCGCUGGUGGCUGUUCUCACGGUGCGAUACAUUUCUGACUUCUUUAAAGAGCGCCCCCCUCUUUGCCAGAAUGCAGAACCUGGUGAAAACGAUGACAUAGAGCGCAAGCCGAGCCUUCAGAUCUCGGACGCAGAGAGAAACAAUCAUUACACUUACAGUAGGCCUGUAUGAGCCUGACCUUUAACCCAGCGUGAAUGUGCUCACACAGAACCACUGGAUGCUGCAUCCUCUACGCUACGCCUUGUUCAGAUAACCGCACACAUCGCUGCUCAAACACAUACACUGGCACCGACUAUACUCAUAUCCACAGGAUCAUACUUCCCAUUAUAUAGCUCUCUGUGUGGGAGAGAGCAAGCGAUUGCAUAAACGAACACUGAAUAUUAUACUUUAUACUUUGCUACAGAUGGCUGACCGCUAUGUCGUAUAGUUUUAUGCAUAUACGUAUACGCCGUGCGCACAGAUUGCCUCGAAUCUAGCAAACAAUGAGGGACUUUAUUGUAUCAUAGCACAAAACUCGCCAAUGGGAACUGAUCGUUUCCAUGACGACCUCAAAACCAUCGGUUGACUAGACGAAUUUCUGAAAAAUUUCGAUACAGUCGGAAGUCAAAGGUUGGGUGGAAGUUUCAUCAUUAUUAAUGAAAUAUAUAUCCAGUGUAUAUAUGCAGUACUGGAUUAUCAUGAUUUGAAAAGUGUUUUUAUAAAAUUUAUUGUGGCGGUAGAUUUUAGAGACUGUAGCUUUUUAUAACAUUUUGGUAGCUUUAACCGGUUAAAUCCACAUACAUCUGCAAGCAAUCAUAGACAACAUAACUCAACUAAUUCUUUUUAUAUACUACUAGUACUUGUCUCAUUUUAUUUUUUAUAAUGUUAUGUAAGUGUAAGAAUCAUGUAAUAUCUGCCUAUAUGGAAAACACGCAACAUUUCAUUGCAACCGUUAUUUUCACAUUUGUCAUCAUUUGGUGUCAAGUCCUGUGGGAUUGUGGGUAAUAUUGGCCCAGAAACAGACACUUAAAAAAUACACUUUAUUCUCCAGGAAACACUGGUUUAUUGGUUUUAUCUGUGAUUUGAAACAUACUAAUCCUAAACUAGCAUGUUGUUAACUAAGGUUGAAUAGAAACAGUUGUUUGCAACAUGAUGGUAUGUUGUUUGCGUUUACUGUGAGUUAAUGCUGCAAGGUUUUUUAUAGACACUAUAUUUCCUGAAUAUAAAUGAUUGAUUUUGUUUCUUUAAUAUGAAACAGAGACUCUGUGACUCCUGCAGUUAUAUAACACCAGACAGUUUUAUAAUAAAUCACGCAUGUAGUGUAGUGCACUUACACACUGAAUGUGUGACAAAAAUCAGCCAAUGUUUUCAAAAUGUAAGUAGUUUUGUGAACAGUACUGUUAUUCAGUAUUUUUACAAGUUAGACGUUUACAUGUCUGUUAUAUGAGUAGAUGUUGACUGUGCUGUGACAGGUCUACUCCAUUUAAAACUUUUUAAACGGCAUUUAUUUCUUUUUUAAUUGUUUUGCAUGCAUUCUUUGAUAGUAUAUGAGAGUGAUGCGCGGGUCAGGUUUUUUCCAACUCUUUUUUUUUGUUGAUUUUGUGUAAAAUUAACACAAAAUGUGUUGUUUCAAUAAUAACACAGAGCUUGGUGGAUUCUGAGACAAUGCAUUUAGUGUGCAUUAGAAACAACACCAAUGUGUUGUUUUUUACACAUCCAUUCUAAGAGUGUAAGCAUUGUAAUGUAAAUAAAAAGAGGCUUUAUUUCAGCCAAAAACAUCCAUUAGAUUACAUCACCCUGUAAACUAUAUAAACCAGCAUGGUUGUAUUAAUAACAAGAUACUGUAGGAUAAUGAUUAACAUUUUCAACAUUUACAAAGCACUUUUUGCAACAUGCAUUAUAACUUUAUCAAAGAAUCACAAUCAAAUAUAAAAAUUUAUAUUUCCAAAUAUUUAACAUGGGCUAUAGGUAUUGCAUGCAACAUAAAAGGAUUUUAUUUUCAUUUUAAUGACCCGCCCCUAAAUAAAUUGAGAAUUCCUUUAUCCGCCCCAACCCGACCGGCGCAUCACUAAUAAGAGUUAAAGAUGACAUGAAAGAUGUUUAAAAUUGUGAACUUCUAAAAUUAAGAAAAAGUGUUUACUCAACAUCGGCAUAAAUCAGCAUUAUAUCCCAGACAACUCCGGGCCAGAUCCGCACCGGAGCAGCUGACUUCCGCGCGGAUCCGGCCCAGAGUCGUCUGUUAUGGCUGAAUUAACAUUGGGAGAAAAUUCUGUUCCCUUAUAUUUAUUGUGAAAAUUUAAAGCUACUGAAUCUUGUUCCUUUUGGUUUAAAGGUAAAUUGUAUGAGCCACUUGUGAAGUUUCCAGCUCCAAAUUGUAUAUUAACCAAAUGUUAUUUUGUCAUAUGACUGUUUUGUAGUGACAGUUUUAUUGUGAGUGUAUAGCUUGCGUUGCACAUACAGUUUUUAUUUCUAGGUUAUAUUUUGUAUUUGUUGGUUAUAUGUACAACUUUAGAUAAAUAAAUAAAAAAAUCUGCAUCUUG